Molecule: messenger RNA, 3722 nt
Organism: Protopterus annectens (West African lungfish)
Lineage: Eukaryota; Metazoa; Chordata; Ceratodontiformes; Protopteridae
Product: 2-hydroxyacylsphingosine 1-beta-galactosyltransferase-like
Exons: 8
Coding region: 782-2407 (541 amino acids)
Molecular function (GO): UDP-glycosyltransferase activity
Source: RefSeq, a predicted model, not a curated record
AUCUGGCUGGAGGUGGGUUGUUCGUGCACAGCUGCCGUGUGUCUGCUUUCCUCACCGGCCGGUUUUUCUAGCCCUUCUGGAGGAGCUCUUACCUCACUUUUUCGUGACCUCAUCGGUGAGCGGUGUGGAACCCAAGAAGGAAAUAGCUGUCUGCCUGGAAGAAGGGAGCAGAACUAAAGGACGGUGCAAAGUGUUUGCUACAAUAUCUGAGCUUCAGCAGUUCCUUUCAUCCUAGGAGCACGUCUCUGUCAUUAAAAUAAACGUAUUUCGUGGAAAUGGAGACUAUGAGUUCAGCAAUCCGAAAAUAAUCGGAUGAAAGAGGAGGAAGAACGCCAAAUACUUCUUCGCUGGAUGUGGAGCGAUGAGAAGAGGAAGAACCUGAAUCAUGACCCAGUAAAAGCCAGACAGUCUGUGGAUACACGAAACGCCGAGGCCCUCCACCCACCUUACUUCUAUAUAGCACACAGGUUGAGUUGCUUUGAUGACUUCAUUGCAGUUAGCUGAAGAUGCUGUAUCUCAUUGCAAAUUGCUAGCACCUGUGCUUAAUCGACAAUCUGUGCAUUUCACAAAUUAUGUCUGCUGACUAUAUAAAGGCUAAGGAGCAGGAUAUUCAUGUUCAUAAAUUUGAUCACUUGAGGAGGAAGUUCAUAGUUUUCCUACAUCAAAUCCUUUACAUGCACUAGACGCAGCAAUAUGCACAAAAAAAUUGGAACUACAAGAAAAAUAUCCAGGGCAACUAACUGACUUUAUAGAUGAAAUAUAGCAAUUUGUACCCUCAGCAAUGAAGCUACAUAGAGAACAAUAUCUACAGUUAAAAGAAAUGAAACUUCAUUUUGUUUCAGUCUUUUUGCUGGCAUCUUUUCUACUGGAACUUUCCACAGCUGGACGUAUAGUCAUUGUUCCUCCCAUCAUGUUUGACAGCCAUCUAUAUGUCUUCAUGAAGAUUGCUGUAGCUCUAAAUAAUCAAGGGCAUGAGGUGACGCUAGUCCUUUCAGAAGGGCGACAGAUAGAGCAGUCUUCCCAGUUCCAGAUUCAGCAGUACCAUGGCAUUUUUAAUUCAAAAACUGCUGAUGAGUUCCUUCAGGAGAAGAUGAAGAACAUAUUUGCUGGCAAGUUGACAUCUUUGGAGCUCUUCACCAUCUUGGAGAAAUAUGUUGCAAACUGUGAUCUUAUGGUAGGUAAUGCAGAACUCAUUCAGCAGCUUAAGGCCCUGAAUUUUGACUUGCUUCUGAUUGAUCCCAAUGAGAUGUGUGGUUAUAUUUUGGCACACAUGCUUGGAGUGAAAUAUGCUGUUGUGUCAACAGGACUUUGGUUCCCCGCAGAGGUUGGUGCUCCUGCACCUGUUGCAUAUGUGCCUGAGUUUAAUUCAUUACAAACUGACCGGAUGACAUUUAUGGGACGGACAUGGAACACAGUGGUGUACAUUAUUAGCCGUAUAGCCACUCAUUUUGUAAUCCUGCCCAAGUUUGAGGCCAUCAUUCGGAAGCAUGCAGAGAUACCACAGAUGUCAAUGAUGGAAAUAAUCCAUGAAACCAGUUUGUUUUUUCUGUGCAAUGAUUUUGCACUGGAAUUUUCUAGGCCAUUGCUUCCAAAUGUGGUAUUCGUUGGUGGAAUUUUGACAGCACCAGCUAAGCCACUUCCUGAGGACUUGCUGUCUUGGGUGGAAGGCGGGAAGGCUGGAUUAGUGGUCGUCUCCUUUGGAAUUGGCAUUCGACAUUUGCCAGAAGAUCUGGCUGAGAAAAUGGCAGCAGCAUUUAGCAGGUUACCUCAGCGAGUUAUCUGGAGGUACUUUGGACAGAAACCAAGGAACCUUGGCAAUAACACAAAAACCAUGGAAUGGCUGCCUCAGAAUGAUCUCUUAGGCCACCCUAGUACAAAGGUAUUUGUCAGCCACUGUGGCUUGAAUGGAAUAUUUGAGAGCAUUUACCAUGGUGUGCCUGUGGUGGGGAUACCUUUUUAUGGGGACCAGUAUGACAUCAUGACCAGAAUCCAAGCAAAUGGAAUGGGGAUCCUUCUGGACUGGAGUCGAAUGACAGAAGAGGAUUUGUACCAGGCACUAUCUACAGUCAUCACGGAUCCAAGAUACAAGAACAGAGCUGCUUACAUUUCCACAUUGCAUCAUGAUCAGCCUCAACAUGCCCUGAACCGCACUGUAUACUGGAUCGAGUAUCUACUCCGAUAUGAUGGAGCAAGGCACCUACGACCUGCAUCCCUUGAUAUCCCAUUUUAUCAGUAUUACCUUCUGGAUGUUCUUGCCUUCUUUGGCUUGCUAACUGCACUGAUUGUGUACCUUUUAUAUAAAAUUGUAAAGAUAAGAAAACCACCACAGAGGCAAUACCAGAAUGGCUAUAUGAAUGGAUACUGUUAUAAUGGAUACUUGGCGACAGAGGUAAAAAAAAUAAAAUAAUUUAUCAAGGCAGUAUGUCCGGGAAUUGUUUCAGAAUGGGCAGCAGCGUGUUACCAUUAUAGCAUCUGUGAUGAGAGAGGAACAUCAAGAAACAGAAUGUUAUAAAACUUUGACAAUAUUGAUCGUUAACCACUUUUGUGAGCUAUGAAUUGCCGUGAGCAGUGAGCAAAGCAAAUAUUUCUGGAUGUUGUUUGCAGAGAAAGCAGAUUUUAUAACACUUUCAGGGAGAGUCUGUUUGUGGCCACUAAGUGUUAAGGGGUAAACUGCAAAACCACAGAUGCUGUGGAAUGUGCAAGCUUGUUUGUGUAUUGUUAAUUGUGAGGAGGACUAAAUCAUCUAAAUAGUCAAAUGAAUGUGAUCUCUGUCUGCAUAAUUAAUGUCGUCUGAUCAUGUCCAGAGUGAAGGUUUUAAAGUUCUUCACUUGCUUAGGAAGUUGCCAGCCAUCAAUUUUUUUUUUCUUUCCAUCUCUCUCUCUCUAUUUUUAGUACGGUAUGCAGGUGUCUGUGCUUUCUCAAACUGUUGUUUGCAUCCAACUUGGAUCAUUUACACUGCAUAUAAAAAAAAAUCAACCUUAAAGUAGCAAGAUAGUUGUAAGACCAUUUAUCCAUAUGGUGUUCAGUCCACAGACUGCCCAAUUAAUGUAGUAUUAUUCAACAGCUGUUUAACAGCUCAGAUAGUUAAGGCUGUGAGCUGUAGGUUUGGUACCUCCAUUUUCCACUUAUAACUGUGAUUCUGAGUAUAUCAUUUAACCACACACUGCUCCUGAUCUUAUCCCUAAAAUGGUCACGUAUGCCUAGUGGUCUUUCCUGGUUAAAAGAAAAAAAGACUAAAACAGAAAUGAAUUCAAUCGAACUAAUAAUUUGCUGGUAAUAUUGCUUUAUACAUUAGAGCAAUCUUGUCUCUGUUUUUCCAUAUCAGGAUCCUUUAGAGUGAGAGAUGUUGCCCAAAUAUCUGGAUCUUGGCUGUCUUACUGUCUUUCAGCUUAUGUCAAACAGUACCCAGACAGUAAUGUACAAGACUGCAACUCCCUACACUGUUUACCCCAUCACUUGAGUAGCACUUUUUUCUUGUCAGUUCAGUGAAGUCAUUUGGAGGGUAUGUUCUAACUGAAACACAAUGUUAAAUUGAUGUGCCUUUUCUCUUUGUUGCCCCCAUUGUAUCACAGACAGGUACUCUGUGAGCGCUGUAUUUAUUAUACUGCUUGUUGUAAUACGAAAAUGCAAAAAAGGAGGUUUACGUUUCAUGGUUUGCUGCAGUCAGCUAUGCUUCUACUUAAUAUAUGCUAUAAAUUAAAUAAAAUUAAUUUUUCUUGUAA